Molecule: messenger RNA, 1572 nt
Organism: Spodoptera littoralis (African cotton leafworm)
Lineage: Eukaryota; Metazoa; Arthropoda; Insecta; Lepidoptera; Noctuidae
Source: the annotation of a GenBank genome assembly
AUGGAUACGGAAAUAAUGGUUGAGACGUUGCCUUUGCUGGGAAUGUGCAAUUUGUGUUUAAACGAAGGUGCUGUAAAGAGUAUGUUGGUUGGUCAUAAGCACAAUGGAAAAUCUGAAGUCUACUCCGAAAUGCUGGUCAAAUGCUUUUCCAUAGACGUAUCGAUCCUACAACUAGGUGAUACGAAGCGCUUAAUCUGUGAAUUCUGUAUAACUAGACUGCGAGACUGUGUGCUGUUCAAAGACCUCGUGGAAGUGUCACUCAGUACGUUGGAAAAUACAUACAAAUUACAAAAAGAAGAGAACCAUUCUACUGAUGAUGGAGUUAAAACAGAGCUGAGUAUAACCGCGAACUUUGAUGAUGACUUCCACAAUGUUGAUGUUGAUGAUGACGAUGACGAUGAUGACCCAAAAAUUAAAGCCGAAAUUAAAAGCGAGCCAGACGAAUGUACAAGGAAAACUCGUAGCAGAUCAGUAAAGAAAAUAACAAAAUGUGCCGGCAAGAAACAUCACGAUUUCACAGAAACGGAGUCUAUGCUGAAAACUGGGCUGUUCCCCUUCAAAAUACGUAAAAACCGCACAUUUUCAUGUUCCAUAUGUCCUGAGAAAUCGACCAAUCUAGACGAUAUAAAAGUCCAUGUUAUUGAUCACAACAAAACGAACCUACAUAUGGCGUUCAAAAAGAUGAUAUUCUCAAAUUCCCAGCGAUUUUACAAGUCCGGUACAAAGUUACGAUGUAAAAUAUGCACGACAGAUGUCGCCACUUACGAGGAGUUGCGGCAACAUGUCGAGAAUUGUACGAGAUUGAAAUUCUCAAACCGAAGGUGGAACAACUUGCCUUUUAAAUUGGAAAAGGACCAAUUAGAUUGUCCGGUGUGCAAGAAAACAUUUUUAAACUAUGUAAGUCUAAACACUCAUAUGAAUGUACAUUAUCCAAAUUAUAUUUGCGAGAAUUGUGGGAAGGCGUUCGCCUCCAAAGCGAGGCUGCGUGGCCACAUGAGAACUCAUGAGGUAGGCAAUUUUCCUUGUAAGUAUUGCAACGCUACAUUUGACCGAGUAACUAAACGAGAGAAUCAUGUCUCAAAGGAACACAAGUCCGGUAUCAGGUACGCUUGUAAACGUUGUAAUAUAUCUUUAACUUCAUUCUACGCUAGGCAGAAACAUUUGGCUGAAGUUCACAACGAAGAGCUAAAAAGAUACAAGUGUAAAGCUUGUCCGCAGAGUUAUAUAACUCCGGGCCACCUGUCAAGUCAUGUACGAAGAGACCAUUUGAAUGAACGGAAUCAUAAAUGUGAUAAGUGUGAUUUGGCUUUUUAUACGAAGAACGCUUUAAAAAUGCAUAUGAUUAAGCACGAUGGGGAACGGAUUCAUACUUGUCCGGUCUGUCAGAAGUCUUAUCAAAGAAAGAAGACUCUUAGGGAACAUCUUAGGAUUCAUAACAAUGAUAAGCGGUUCGUUUGUCCAGUCUGCGGUAGGGCUUUCACUCAAAAAUGCACUCUAAAGGGUCACCUUAAGGUCCAUGAGAGAAAACCGGACUUGGAUGACCGUGUAGUUCCACCUUUGCAUUCUAUUUAG